Leptinotarsa decemlineata (Colorado potato beetle) is the source of this 1596-nucleotide messenger RNA. RefSeq names its product Transport and Golgi organization 4 (gene Tango4). Gene Ontology annotation, cellular component: Prp19 complex; precatalytic spliceosome; catalytic step 2 spliceosome. The record is from RefSeq and is a predicted model, not a curated record. Gene Ontology annotation, biological process: mRNA splicing, via spliceosome. NCBI's taxonomy places the organism in Eukaryota, Metazoa, Arthropoda, Insecta, Coleoptera, Chrysomelidae. Gene Ontology annotation, molecular function: protein binding.
AAUAAUUUAACCUAUUUUUCUUGUCAGGGUAGUUGUCAAUUGUGUUGUUUACUUUUCUGUGUAGUAGUGAGGUUAUCUCAAGUUUUUGAAAGUGAACAGUUUGUUUGAAUUGCAGAAGUUAUAUUUAUUUGUAGAUAGUUAUUGAAUAUAAUGAGUACGAAAAACACAAUGACAGAAGAUGUACAAAAACAUUCCGUUCAUACACUUGUAUUCAGAUCCUUGAAGAGGUCUCAUGAUAUGUUCUUAUCCAACCAGGGCACUUUACCAACAGUAGAUGAAGAAGCAGAAAAAGUAAGAAGACAAGUUAAGGCUCGUGAUUGUUAUGGAAUGGUUUUCGACGAUGUAAAGAAACUGCAGGCUAUGAAGCACCUCCGUGAUUCAGAAGCGGGGCCCAAUCCUCCGCCUCCUGGUACCUCUGAAGUUGAGUCUACCAUUUCAAAUGAGACUGCUGUCGUACCUUAUUCAGAUACUAGUCUUAUGACAAGGACGCCACAAGCAAAUAAUGUGAAUCAGGUGGCCAAUAUGAUGAAGAAAGCACCUACCAUGCCAAAACCUAAGUGGCAUGCUCCUUGGAAAUUGUACAGGGUGAUAUCAGGACAUUUAGGUUGGGUAAGGUGUGUUGCAGUAGAACCUGGCAAUGAGUGGUUCGCUACUGGUGCUGCAGACAGGAUAAUAAAAAUAUGGGAUCUCGCGAGUGGACAACUUAAAGUAUCUCUCACAGGGCACGUUAGUACUGUAAGAGGUUUAGCUGUUAGUGCUCGCCACCCUUACCUCUUCAGUUGUGGAGAAGAUCGCCAAGUGAAGUGCUGGGAUUUGGAAUACAAUAAGGUUAUCCGUUCAUAUCAUGGGCAUUUAUCAGCUGUAUACUCUUUGGCACUUCAUCCAACAAUUGAUGUGGUUCUUACAGCUGGACGCGACUCUACAGCAAGGGUUUGGGAUAUGAGGACAAAGGCUAAUGUUCACACCUUGACAGGUCAUACUCAUACAGUAUCUACUGUUCUGGCACAGUCUUCAGAACCACAAGUCAUUACUGGAUCCCAUGAUUCCACCAUAAGAUUGUGGGAUUUGGCUGCAGGAAAGUCAAUAUGUACCUUGACAAAUCAUAAGAAGAGUGUGAGAGAUCUGGUUUUCCACCCUACGUUAAAUAUGUUCGCAUCCGGUUCCCCCGACAACAUAAAACAGUGGAUGUGUCCUGAUGGGAAAUUCAUCCAAAAUCUUUCCGGUCACAAUGCCAUCAUCAACUGUCUCGCUGUGAAUCCAGAGGGCGUUCUUGUUUCUGGAGGGGAUAACGGCACACUGCAUUUCUGGGACUGGCGAACAGGGUAUAAUUUCCAAAGGCUGCAAGCUCCAGUACAACCUGGAUCUAUGGAUAGUGAGGCGGGAGUAUUUUCCAUGAUUUUCGACAAUUCAGGGUCUCGAUUAAUAACAACAGAAGCUGACAAGACAAUAAAAAUUUACAAAGAAGAUGACAACGCGACAGAGGAAUCACAUCCAAUCGACUGGAGGCCAAAUAUUCUCAAGAGGAGGAAAUUUUGACAGAUACAUUGUUAUAUUUACUUUAAUAAAAUGGUCAUGUACUAAUCCUGCUUUAAUUAA